AUGACAAAUUAUGCUGAUCUUCCUUUGGUUACACUAAUUCAACAUGAAGGCAGUCGAUAUAUUUUCCAAAACGAAAAAUCUGAUGAACAUGCUCAACUUCUCACUGAAACUAUAAUUAAUUUAAUUAAACAACAUGGUUUCGAUAAUUAUGAUUCACAAUGUAUACCUCUUCUUGAAACAUGUUUAAUUGAUUUUUCUAAAGAUUUAAUUCUAUGUUUUAAACAACGUAUGGAAUCACUUGGUUCUUCAAUAACAAUGCAACAUGCUUUUGAACGAACAUUAAACGAUGUUAUGUCAAUUGAUUUACAUGAACUAUAUUCCUAUAUGAAAAAUGACGUUAAUUCUAUGUAA
Messenger RNA from Adineta steineri, 351 nucleotides. Lineage: Eukaryota; Metazoa; Rotifera; Eurotatoria; Adinetida; Adinetidae. The record is from the annotation of a GenBank genome assembly.